AUGACGCUGCCCAACCACCGCCCGCCAGCGCCGCCGUCCGCACCGGACAGUCCGCUCACGGCCGCGGCCGACGCGUUGAGCUUUGGGUCGGACGGUAGCCGCGACUACGAGGACGCGACCGCGGACACGCUGCUCGGACCGACGACGUCCAUCACAGACGACAUUGCUUCCACGCUGACGCACCUCGCUGGCGACCCGGUGUGGGCAGCCAUGGCGCCGCUCUUUGCGCCACAUAUGACGGACCUCCUUCGUGCCUCGUCCACAAAAGAUGCCCGCGCCACCAAGUGCCUCGAAGAGCUCAAGAUGGUGCUGGCAACCCCGUCGGGUACGACGCGCGACCUCUGCGACCGGUACACGGCGGCCCUCGACCAGGCGCUGGAGGCGUCGCCACCGACGCACAAGGCCGCCAAGAAGCGCACCAACCUCUCCAAGGUCGCCAAGCGCGUGCUCCGGACGUGGUUUGACGCGCAUUUUCACCACCCGUACCCGACGGACGAGGAGAAGGAGGUGCUGAGCGCCCAAGGCGGCAUUACGAUCGAGCAAGUCAACAACUGGUUUAUCAACACGCGCGUGCGCGAGUGGAAGCCCAAGCUGCACCAGAUCCUAGCGGAAAAUGCGGCGGGCAACACGCACACGCUGGACGCGAUGCUCGAUAAGGUCAAGGAACCGUACAAGCUGUAA
Messenger RNA from Saprolegnia diclina VS20, 681 nucleotides. RefSeq lists its product as hypothetical. Bases 1 to 681 code for a protein of 226 amino acids. Gene Ontology annotation, biological process: regulation of DNA-templated transcription. Gene Ontology annotation, molecular function: DNA binding. The record is from RefSeq and is a predicted model, not a curated record. The transcript has a single exon. NCBI's taxonomy places the organism in Eukaryota, Oomycota, Saprolegniomycetes, Saprolegniales, Saprolegniaceae.